Messenger RNA from Hirsutella rhossiliensis, 1188 nucleotides. Its product is annotated as BAR domain-containing protein. The record is from RefSeq and is a predicted model, not a curated record. Gene Ontology annotation, molecular function: protein binding. NCBI's taxonomy places the organism in Eukaryota, Fungi, Ascomycota, Sordariomycetes, Hypocreales, Ophiocordycipitaceae. Gene Ontology annotation, cellular component: cytoplasm. Bases 1 to 1188 code for a protein of 395 amino acids. The transcript is spliced from 3 exons.
AUGACCAUGGCAUUCACCAAAAAGAUUGACCGCGCCCGGCAAUGGGCCGGCGAAAAGAUGGGCGGCGAGGCCCGGACCAGCCAGUCUGACGAGUUCCAGACGCUCGAGGCCGAGAUGGGCAUGCGCCAAGCCGGUAUGGAGAAUCUCCAGAAAUCCGCCAGCGUCUACGUCAAAUGGGCCUCCCGUCGAUGCGAUGGCUACGAAGACAAGAACCGCAGCACUCCCCUCGCCCUCGUCGGCCGCUCCAUGUCCGCCCACGCCAACGAGUUGGAGGCCAACUCCGAGUUCGGCAGCUGUCUUUCCCACGUCGGCCGCGCCAACGAACGCGUCGCCGAUAUUCACAGCAGCUACGUCGAAGAUGUCUCGACGAGCUGGCUGCAGCAUCUUGAGCGGAGCGUCACCAUGAUGAAGGAGUACCAGGCUGCCCGCAAGAAACUCGAAAGCCGCCGCCUUGCCUACGACGCCAGUCUGGCCAAGAUGCAAAAGUCAAAGCGCGACGAUUUCCGCGUCGAGGACGAGAUGCGCGUCUGCAAGACAAAAUUUGACGAUUCAACCGAGGACGUUCUCCGCAGGAUGCAGGACAUCAAGGAUGCCGAGGUAGACAACGUCAGCGCACUCAACUCGCUCCUUGAUGCCGAGCUGGACUUCCAUGAGCGGGCAGCUGAGGAGCUGCGCCGCACUCGCCAGUCCCUCGCCGAGGUCACCCUCUCCGCCCCGGCUUCCCGGGACGGUCUCCACGUGGCUCGGGCUCGUUCACGCCCAGCCUUGAUCGAGCGUAUACCGAGCAGCCGUCGUCUCGCUUCCUCGCAAGCCAUGCCCCCACCGCCACCACCGCCUCAAACCACCAGACCGUCCAUGGCGAGGGCGUCCACGUUCGCAACGCGCAGAGCCUCUUCCAACACGGCGGCGGCAAGGGCUCCCGCGUUCCCAAGACACACGACCGACACGGCCCUGCACGGCGGUAGGCUGGAUGAUGGUUUCAGCGAUGAUGAGUCGUCGGCUAGCGAGAGCGGAAGUCCGGGCUGGGGGAACCGCAGCAUCAGCUCCACGACGAGCCACGACAGCCUCGCUCGGGUGGCAAGCGCGCCGGCAGCCAAGAAGGGCCGGCCUCCUCCUCCUCCCGUUAACCGGGCCAAUAAGCCGCCUCCCCCGCCUGUGCCUGCACGGAGGGCCCAUCUGGGGUGCUGA